CAAAGCAAAGGAGGCUCAGAUGGGAACAAGAGCUGCCGCUGGUCCACGUCUGUAUCAAGAUUUCGUCCCCUCACAUGAGUUGGUUCCAGUGGAAGGAAUCGAUACCCUCGUCGUCAAGCUCCCAGAAUUUAAGAAAGAUCAAAUCAGGAUUCAACUCGAUAACUUUGGGAAUCUGAGGAUAAGUGGAGAACGUCCUCUUGCAGACAACCAGUGGAGUCGAUUCCUCAAGCUAUUCCAAGUCCCAGAGGACUGCAACGUCACCGAGAUCCAAGCCAAGUUUGAGAAUGGGUCUCUCUAUGUAAAAUUACCAAAGUUGAUCACCGAACCCAGUGUGAAAGAUCGGCCUACACAACCUCAGAAACCCAAAGAAAACGAGAAACCUACUUCAAAACCAUCUGUUGAGCCAAAUGGUGUUCCUAAGAAAAAAGAAGAUGAUGAAAAGAGAGAGAAACCAACCGAUACAAGAAAAGAUGCAGAAAAGGAGAGAGAGAAAGAGAAGGAUCAAACCAAAGAGAAGGUUACAAGCGACGUCAAACAAGAAGAGGGUGAGAAAGGUGGUGCAAUAACUGAGGUCCCAAAGGAGGAGGCGGUGACCGAGCGUGCGCUCCCCGGAAAUGGCCAAAAUGGGCUGGAGAAGUUGAAGACUAAGUUGGGUGAAUUGGGCUUGGAUUUCCAUAAGCCAAGUCAGCUCAUGCUUAAUGUACUGGUGGCUGUUGUGGUCUUGGUUGGGGUGGGGUUGUACGUGACCUACAAACGGAGGAGUCCCAUGCAGGAAGAUGGCCACCAAGAUAACUAAGAUUUUCAUGGUUCCAUUAAUGGGACAUUGGAGGCAUUUGUGAUUUAAUUUAUUAAAUGUAUAUGAUACCUAAAAAAGAAAAUAAAGUGUUGAAUUGUUAGCAUUCUUUUAUCU
Molecule: messenger RNA, 910 nt
Organism: Elaeis guineensis (African oil palm)
Lineage: Eukaryota; Viridiplantae; Streptophyta; Magnoliopsida; Arecales; Arecaceae
Biological process (GO): cellular response to heat
Source: RefSeq, a predicted model, not a curated record